Trichoderma virens Gv29-8 is the source of this 3507-nucleotide messenger RNA. RefSeq lists its product as uncharacterized. The record is from RefSeq and is a predicted model, not a curated record. Gene Ontology annotation, molecular function: phosphorelay sensor kinase activity; histidine phosphotransfer kinase activity. The coding region runs from base 1 to 3507 and encodes 1168 amino acids. The transcript has 4 exons. NCBI's taxonomy places the organism in Eukaryota, Fungi, Ascomycota, Sordariomycetes, Hypocreales, Hypocreaceae. Gene Ontology annotation, biological process: phosphorelay signal transduction system; protein autophosphorylation.
AUGGCAGCAAUUCCGGACCGGGCCCAGGUGAAGGCUGCCAAGCUGGUGUCCGAGUCGGCCAGAGAGCGGGAGACGUUUGAGUACUCUUCGUCUCUGCUCAGCGCCGUCAGGCUCAACGAGACCGGGAAGCCGACGCCUUCGUCCGAGCUCGCAACCGCCGACGACGUUAUCCUCACCGGCCUCGCCCAGCUGGGAGCUUUGCAGACGGGUACCGACCGGGCCCUCAUCUCGCUGUUUGACGCCCACCGCCAGUGUAUCGUCGCCGAAGCAACACCCACGCAGCGCCUGUACCCAUCGCUCAGGAGUGACGACUGUGACCGCCCGCUCUGGCUAUGCGGCACUGCCAUCCCUCGUAGCCAUGGAGUCUGCGAGCUGAGUCUCCUCGGCGACAAGGCUCUCGACGCCGCCGAUGGCGAGAUGCCCAACCAGCUCCCUCUGACCAUCGCCCACGACCUUGUCAUUGACCCUCGGUUCUCGUCCAAGCCGUUCUGCCAGCCGGGCAGCUUGGCUCGUUUCUACGCCGCUGUCCCAAUUCGAACUCGGCGUGGAAUCAACAUCGGCGUGUACUGCGUCAUCAACGAGACUCCAAACAAGACCUGGAGUGACGACCACUCGCAGCGGCUACGAGAUAUAUCCUGGGCCAUCAUGGACCAUCUCGAGGCGCAGAGACUAAAGGUUGUUCACAAGCGGGAUUUGCGAAUGAACAGGGGCUUGGGGUCGUUUAUCGAGGGCAAACCCACCAUAUUUGGCUCGCAGAAGACCUCAAAUGAUACUGCCUUGGAGACACAACCUAACAGCCCUACACACCGGCAACAAUUUUUCCAACAGCAACAGCAGGACAGGCCCGAAGAUGACCUCGUGACCGACCUAUCGCCGACGACCAGCGCAGGAGCCACACGGCCCGAAUUCAAAUCCAUGGCUACUCUAACGGAGGAUGAAAGCUCAAUGGUAAUUUUAUCGAAAGCUGCCAACAUUGUCAGGGAGUCCAUCGAGGUAGAGGGCUGCCUGUUUUUCGAAGCCCCGAUUCAGCCAUAUCUGUCUCCGGCGGCGCAGAACAACACUACGACUGACGAGGGAAGCCAAUCAUCCGCCACGAGCAGUAGUGACGAGGAUCUAGAAGCUAGGCGUCCAAGCAAGACUGCGUCACACUGCAGGCUCCUUGGCUAUUCCACAGCCACAUCAUCGAGCAUCAAUGGAGCCAUUCCGAGUCGGCCUUGCAUUUCACUAACAGAGAACUUUCUAUCCAAGCUUCUUCGGCGUCAUCCCAGGGGCCAGAUUUUCAACUUUGGACCUGACGGAGAGUUGCAAUCGGAUUCGUCAGAAGACGAGCAGCCGUAUCAGGAGGCAUCCCCGAACAACUCCCCGCUACUCAUUAGAGACACGGAAACUAUUCCAAUUUUGCCUCGUGAAGGGGUGCCAAUGAAAAACUCGGCGCGGCAGCUCGAGGGAAAGGCUCUACUCAAGGCCUUUCCUGGUUCUCGGAGUAUAGGCUUCGUCCCUAUCUGGGACCCCAGGAAAGAUCGAUGGCAUGCUGGCGGAUUUAUCUGCACCAAGGAUGUAGCCCGAAGUUUUUCUCUUGAACAGGAAUUAAGCUACCUGAGAGCUCUGGGAAUGCUUGCCAUGUCUGAAAUCCUGCGAUUCAAGGACUUGCGAGCUGAUAAAGCAAAAACGGAUGCUCUUGGGUCGCUCUCACACGAGCUCCGUUCUCCAUUACACGGAAUUCUGCUCAACGCUGAAUUGCUAAUUGAUACCAAGCUCGACAUCUUUCAGGGCAAUGUUGCCCAUACUAUUGAAACUUGCUCCCGCACACUCCUCGACACAGUGGACCAUCUCCUCGAAUACUCUAGAAUCAAUCAUCUAUCCGGACGAGAUGACAGGGCUCUCAGCUUAGCAUCAAAUGGUCUCGAUCUGGGGCAGUUUGGCAAGAAAUCUUUACUGCGUGACUCUCAGAUCGACCAUAUUGUCGAGGAAGUUGUUGAGAGUGUCUUUGCUGGCUUCAACUUCUUACACUUGUCCGUCAAGCAACUCUCUGACCAACACAAAGGGUCAAUCAACAGCGAUGUGAAUGCAAAUCAUCACUCAGAUUCGCUGCAAGCGAUGGAUCAGCUCGAACCUUGGAUGACGAAAAACGGGGAGCUCAGGUGGAGCUUUGAUGACGUCUUGAUAAUUCUGUCAAUGGAUGCCAAGUGCAAUUGGGCGUAUUGCGUUGAUGUUGGAGCCAUCCGUCGAAUAGUCAUGAAUAUCUUUGGCAAUGCUUUGAAGCAUACCAAACGGGGCACAAUCACAGUUUCACUUACGCAGGAAAUGGCUCGGCUCAGGAGCCGCAAGAAAGAGCGCGUCGUUAGGUUCACAGUACAGGAUACUGGCAAAGGCAUCGGCCCUGAUUUCCUCAAGCACGGGCUCUUCCGCCCAUUUUGCCAGGAGGAUCCAUUAUCACCUGGCGCCGGGCUAGGGCUCAGCCUCGUGCAACAGAUAACAUCUCAUUUACAAGGUGAUGUCUCGAUACGGAGCGAGCUUGGCGUUGGCACGACAGCUUGUGUAACACUGCCGUUGGAGCAGCUGCCGCGACCUGUAGAAGUGGCCCCUACAAUCUCGGAUGCAGAAGACAAGGCGUUUAAGGAACAAGUUGCCGACUUAAAAGGCCUGCGUGUGCGGAUUAUCAUGGCAGAUUCUGAGUGGCAAAGGGCUGUUGUAACCAUCUGCCGCGAAUGGCUACACAUGGAAAUCAUCCCCAACACACGAAGUACAAGCGUCACCCCAGAUCUCGUGUUGUGGUCUUAUAUGGACUUGGCGAGAUUGAGCGAGAAUUUUGAAUCAUUUGACAAAACGCCCAACGUCGUCGUGUGCUCAAACGCACUAGUGGCCUAUCGCCAGUCACAUAUGUUCAAGAAGGCUGAAUCCCCCGCCAUUUUUGAGUUUAUAUCUCAACCAACGCCAAGUACAUAUUCUCCCUCCAGUGUCGGUAGGCCGUCUUUGAGCAGACCAACAACUGCUGUAUCCCGAAGCAGCGGUUCAACAUGGACGAGCGACGGCACUUGGAUAUCUGGUUCUCAAACCGAAACGACUCCAAAGUCCCCUGAAGAGUCUUUGACUCUGCGGGAUAAACCUGAGGCACCGCAAAUUAGCUUCUUGCUCGUUGAUGACAACUACAUCAACUUAAAAGUGUUGUCCACGUAUAUGAAAAAGCGUAACAUUGGCUUCAAGGAAGCAAAGAAUGGCAAGGAAGCGGUGGACUGCUUCCUCGCGCACCCUGAUGCAUACGCUUGCAUCCUGAUGGACAUAUCCAUGCCGGUCAUGGAUGGCUUUGAGGCCACGAGGCAAAUUCGAGCCCAUGAAGCUCAGAUGGGAUUGACUCCUGUCCCCAUCAUUGCGCUUUCGGGAUUAGCAACGGAAGAUGCCCAGCAAGAGGCGUUUGGCAGUGGAAUGGAUGUGUUCCUCACUAAGCCGGUUAAGCUUGGGGCUUUGGGCAACUUGCUUGAGUCUCAUGGGAUUCUUAAUAGCGGUUGA